ACCCGCCCCAACCUUUUAUUAUAAGCAUAAUGAGUUGAAAGAUGAAUUACUCACGUUAAAGGUUGGCACGGAAUACCUACAAAUAAACGGAUGCAGCAGUUUCUUCCACAAUUAGUACACUCUACCACCAUUCUCGUGUUUAGUACCACUCGUAUUUCCGCCAUGGCUGUUGCACUCUGGAACAAGAACUUUGUCUGGAAGGUGCGGAACCUCUGGAAGCCGCGAAGCCUGACCAGCCUGGCGAAGUCCAAUCCAUAUCCACGCCUUUUAAACAUGGCGGCGCCCGCGAACUCAGGCGGGCCGGUGCGUGUUUUGGAUGGGAGCACGGGGUCGCAGCUGAGCGACCGGGGUUUGAUACUGCCGAAAGAUCCUCUCUGGAGCGCCAGGGUACUCGUCACUGACCUCCCGGCGAUAGUAGACGUGCACAAGAGCUACAUCAAGUGCGGCGCCGACGUCGUCACGACGUGCAGCUACCAAGCGAACGUCGACAACCUGCAGUCUCACCUCGGCGUCGGCGCUUCCGAGGCCGAGGCGCUGAUAGCUCGCAGCUGCACGGCCGCCGUCGCGGCGCGGGAACAGUGCGGACGACCGGGCGUGAUCGUCGCUGGCUCCGUCGGGCCGUACGGCGCCGCGCAGGCGGACUUGUCCGAGUACACCGGCGCGUACGCAGAAGUCAAGAGCGUCGAAGAGCUCGUCGAGUGGCACCGGCCCCGUGUUCGGUGUCUAGUCGCGGCCGGCUGCGACGUGCUAGCCUUCGAGACGAUACCGGCGGCGCGCGAGGCGGUGGCACUUGUACAGUUGCUGGCCAGUUCCCCGGCACCCAGGCGUGGCUCAGCUUUAGCACUUCGCGGAUGCACCGCACUGCACGGCCAAGGGAGCCGCUCGCAGAGGCUAUGA
This is a messenger RNA of Dermacentor silvarum, 897 nucleotides long. Its product is annotated as homocysteine S-methyltransferase YbgG. The transcript has a single exon. Gene Ontology annotation, biological process: S-methylmethionine cycle. The record is from RefSeq and is a predicted model, not a curated record. Lineage: Eukaryota; Metazoa; Arthropoda; Arachnida; Ixodida; Ixodidae. Bases 91 to 897 code for a protein of 268 amino acids. Gene Ontology annotation, molecular function: S-adenosylmethionine-homocysteine S-methyltransferase activity.